UUGAGUGCGGAGCAGGAGCCGAGCCAGAGCAGCUUGUCUUGGUCUCUCUUAGAGAGGAGGAGGAGGUGUUGGUGCUGGUGGGAAGUCAGUGAGUGAAUCAAUGAAUGAAUGAUGUUCGGGAUGUGUGUCCGUCCCGCAUGGACUCGGACAGUGGUCAGGAGGUGGCUGCUGCUCUGGCUCUUGCUCAAACUGCUGGCUCUGGUGUGCGCGGUGGCCUUGUUCUGCGAGCUGGGCAUUUACUAUGCGGUGAUAGUGGGAUGCGACUGGCCUCAGCUUAAAGGUCCAGGCAGGCAGGGGCAUGAAAGCUCCUCUUCCCCAGCCCUCAGGGCUUUGUUCCUCGCCGACACACAUCUGCUGGGAGCACUGAAAGGACACUGGCUCGACAAACUGAGAAGGGAAUGGCAGAUGGAACGGGCUUUUCAAACUGCUUUGUGGCUUUUCGAACCAGAUGUCGUGUUCAUUCUCGGUGACCUGUUUGACGAGGGGAAGUGGAGUUCCCCAGAGGACUUUCAAGAUGAUGUACAGCGUUUUCAGAUGAUGUUCAGACAUUCGUCCAACACAGAGUUGUUUGUGGUAGUCGGGAAUCACGAUAUUGGCUUCCACUAUGAGAUGGAUUGGUACAAACUGCAGAGGUUUGAAGGGGUGUUUAACUUCACUUCUGCAAAAGUGGUGACAAAAAAAGGAAUAAACUUUGUUCUGGUGAACAGCAUUGCUUUGCAAGGAGAUGGUUGUUCUAUCUGUGAGAAAGUAGAAAAUGAUCUUCUUCAACUCUCCCUGGCAUUAAACUGCUCCCGACAGCUGGACCCAAGCCAUUCCAAUGAGAACUGUAAAGAAAAGGAGAUAUUCCCAGCAUCUGCUCCUAUUUUACUCCAGCAUUAUCCUCUAUAUCGUGUCAGUGACGAGGAGUGUACGGGUGAAGACUCUGCAUCUCCUGAGGAAAAGAAGCUGCUAUUCCGUGAGAAGUACGACACGCUGUCUCUUGAAGCUUCCAAAAAACUACUUUGGUGGUUCCGUCCCCGUUUGAUCCUCAGUGGCCACACCCACAGUGCCUGUACGGUGCUGCACGAUGAACAUCUUCCUGAGAUCAGUAUCGCGUCAUUUAACUGGAGGAAUCGGAACAACCCCAGCUUCCUUCUGCAGACUUCACUGGACCAAAAACAUGGCUGCUACAGGUCACAUGACUUGCAAGUUGGAAACUUGCAACAGUAAUUACAGAACAAAGUUCUACCCUCAUACUUGUGGAAUCUCAUACCUAUCAUUGUGUAAACCUGGUACAAUCAACAAAUCAAGGGAAUCAUAGAUGGCCUGUCUUCCCAGCCUGGACUGAUAACUAGGAGACAGCCAUUGAAACUUGUUAUACCCUGAAGGCGCUUCUAAGGUGAACAAUGGAUUUUGACCAGCAAUAUAGAAAUUGAUUGUUUGCCUGAAACUGACUCAUCAAUGGGCAACACCACAUGACCUAAGCUCCUUUGGAAACUUAUGAUAUUACAUUCCUGGACUCCCAGGGCAGUCUGCUCUUAACAUCCAGCCUGUCAACACCAAAGCUGGACUCCAGGCUGACAAGAAAGCCUGCCUCAAGUCUAAACCUUCUCAAAGCCUGGAAGGUUCCUGCCAUUGCCUGUACAGUGGACCAAAUCUCUGGAUACCAACCUCACUUUGCUCCACCAUCACCAGCUUUAAAGAAAUUCUGUAACUCCUGCUUUCAGCUAGCUGAACCCACCUGAACCUUAACUCCUAUGUGAAGGAACUCUCACUGGCUCUGACGUUUGCAUGAAUUAAUAUUCCAUGUCUUUGGUGGGUUCUUUUUUCUAUGUUUCAAUUAUUCCUAGUUGUGAAACUCUUCUUUCCUAUCCCCCUACUCUUGGGGCAGAAUUUUCUGCCUGUCGGAUGGGCAGUCCCGACCCAAUCUCCGGCGGGCAGGGAGCUGAUCCCCGCUGGAGAAGAGGGCCCUGCCGCCAUUUCGGGCCAAUUAAGACCCGCCUAGCGUGAUGUCCGGCAGGUAAGAGCUUUGUGCGCCCUGUGAGAGUGGGGGGGAUUCCCCAAAAGCAAGAGUGCGCUCUUUCAGGCGUGCACAUGAAAGAGCGCACAUCUCCCUGAGUUAAGUGCUGCCUCAGGGAGAUC
Molecule: messenger RNA, 2121 nt
Organism: Carcharodon carcharias (great white shark)
Lineage: Eukaryota; Metazoa; Chordata; Chondrichthyes; Lamniformes; Lamnidae
Gene: mppe1
Product: metallophosphoesterase 1
Exons: 9
Coding region: 109-1209 (366 amino acids)
Biological process (GO): GPI anchor biosynthetic process; endoplasmic reticulum to Golgi vesicle-mediated transport
Cellular component (GO): endoplasmic reticulum-Golgi intermediate compartment
Molecular function (GO): phosphoric diester hydrolase activity
Source: RefSeq, a predicted model, not a curated record